Zeugodacus cucurbitae (melon fly) is the source of this 1055-nucleotide messenger RNA. RefSeq names its product probable peptidyl-tRNA hydrolase 2. The transcript has 2 exons. The record is from RefSeq and is a predicted model, not a curated record. Gene Ontology annotation, molecular function: peptidyl-tRNA hydrolase activity. Bases 288 to 839 code for a protein of 183 amino acids. Gene Ontology annotation, cellular component: cytosol; mitochondrion. NCBI's taxonomy places the organism in Eukaryota, Metazoa, Arthropoda, Insecta, Diptera, Tephritidae.
ACGGCUGACGUUGUUUAAUUCUUCUGUUAUAGCAACAAGCUAGUGCUAAACCGGUAUAUGAACAAGGUUUAUUGUGAAUGAAAUAUCUUAAUGUCAAAUUCAUGUGCAUUUGUUCAAAAUUUCGGAGUCUGUGUUUUAAGCUGUGCGAAUAUUUAUUUCAAAUCAGCUUUUACACACGUUUUGCUCUUCUGCAUCUAAUAUUGAGGAUUGGUACUAUACAGACGAAUACCUGUGACAAUAAUUAGUAGACUCUGUUACACUUGCCAUAAAGCUUAAACGUGCACAUAAUGAAAAUGGGCGACAGUAAAUUAUUGGAUACCACACAGGUGAUCAAUGGUAUCGCUGUGUUGCUCUCGUUUUUCGUAGGUUACAAAUAUGCCCUAAAAAAGCAUGAUGUCAGCCAGGAUAACGCGGGUGCCACGAGUACUAGCCAGGGCCGAGGGGAUGCUGCCACCUCCGCUGAGGGUUUUUUUGCUAGCUUUAGCAACAAUUACAAAAUGGUAUUGGUGGUGCGCAAUGACCUUAAAAUGGGUAAGGGCAAAAUAGGUGCACAAUGUGGACAUGGUGCUGUGGGUGCCUAUCAGAAAGCGGUGCAACGCAAUCCACGUUUGGUGCGUGCUUGGGAGAAUACCGGUUGUGCUAAAAUUGCGCUACGUGUUGAGAGUGAACCAGAAAUGAUGGCCAUUAAACGCGCAGCGGAAGCACACAAUCUGACAACAUGUUUGAUACGUGACGCUGGUCGUACACAAAUCGAACCAAAUUCUAAAACUGUACUAGCCAUUGGUCCAGCAACCGUCGAAGAUAUCGACAAAGUUACUGGACAUUUGAAGUUGUUGUAAACUUUACUGCUUAUUCUUGAACAAAUCAAGAUACUCUACGCGGUAGCAAUACGCUUAACAAUUUAGUGUAAGCUCAACAGAAUAAAAAAAUACGCAAGCGUAAUAUUAAAAAUUUUAUAUUUAGAAUACAAUAAGUUGUUACUUUACAUACAUUUUAACUUGAUUAAAAUACAUAAUUUAUUUAAAUUCUUAUAAAUACGGUUAUUUAAAAACCCA